This is a messenger RNA of Nestor notabilis (Kea), 1774 nucleotides long. It is a transcript of the gene UBE2W, whose product is annotated as ubiquitin-conjugating enzyme E2W (putative). Bases 243 to 632 code for a protein of 129 amino acids. The record is from RefSeq and is a predicted model, not a curated record. Lineage: Eukaryota; Metazoa; Chordata; Aves; Psittaciformes; Psittacidae. The transcript is spliced from 5 exons.
UUUGCCUGUGACUUUUCAGUUUAAUUUCUGGGACAAGGAGUCUUCCCUCUUUCUCAUAUUUCAAUUUCACUUUGUAUUUAAGUUUUCAAAUAAAACUCCUUUUACCUUUCAAUAAUUGAUGCAAUGUACUUCAGUGUGCAUGUUUAUUGUAGAACUUUAAUACUUCAAAUAUUUGUAUAAUUUCUUUAUAGAAACGAUUACAAAAAGAACUAUUGGCAUUGCAAAAUGAUCCACCUCCAGGAAUGACGCUAAAUGAAAAGAGUGUACAAAAUUCAAUUACACAGUGGAUUGUAGACAUGGAAGGUGCUCCAGGAACACUAUAUGAAGGGGAGAAAUUUCAGCUUCUAUUUAAGUUCAGUAGUCGGUAUCCUUUUGACUCGCCUCAGGUCAUGUUUACUGGAGACAAUAUUCCUGUUCAUCCUCAUGUUUAUAGCAAUGGUCAUAUCUGUUUAUCCAUUCUAACAGAAGACUGGUCUCCAGCUCUCUCAGUGCAAUCUGUUUGUCUUAGCAUUAUUAGCAUGCUUUCCAGCUGCAAAGAAAAGAGGCGACCUCCAGAUAACUCAUUUUAUGUAAGAACGUGUAACAAGAAUCCAAAGAAAACAAAAUGGUGGUAUCAUGAUGACACAUGUUGAUGCCACCAUUUUGUGAUCCUCGUAGCAGAAGAUAGUCCUACUGAGAAAAUGAGCACUUUGAUCAUUCAGUCUUUGAACUUUAACCUUUGACUGGAAGUGACCUAUAGGCAAUGAAGACUACUUCCUUUGACUGCAUUUUUACUAGUGUGCAUUCUGGGCGCAUGUUGAUCGCUGGUUCAGUCCAUGCAACUGACAUGCUUUUAUUAGUCAUACAGUAUUAAUGCAGGUGUCCAGAAAUGUCAGAAUAAUUCCAUUAUUUUUGUUUUAAGCUUUUGGAAGAAUUCCAGGUCUUCAUAUAUUGUGCAAUAACACUGAGCUCCUUGGCGGUUUUGGUGCAUCCAUUGCCGGCAAUGGACAUUGUACCAGGGAAAGGUUUUGCUCCUGCCACAAAAAAGAUCGAUGCAUGACAGAGUUUAUGAAAGUUUUGGAUAUAUUUGGAUUAUAAGCAAGGGAUCGACCAUUACCUUAAAAGCCACCCGUUCUUUGAUAUUUGGAUUCUAUGCACUGUGAUUACAAAACUAGCAGCAUGAGUUACCAUGCUUAGCUGAAGGACUGUAAUAAGAUCAUUGCAUAUUUAUUAAAUUGUUAUCUGCUGUCAAAUUGUUUUGACAUGGAAGGCUUUUCAAGUGACAUUGGCAGAGAGGUACAAUGUUAUCCCUAUGGUGAAAUAAAACUACUUUUUGUAUAUAGUUAUUCAUAUCUCUGAAGCAAAGGUAUGAGUAAUUUAGGGUAUGAGUGGUUUAAUCAAGAAUUUAUUUUGGAGAUAGGAGAGGAUGGCAGUGAUAUAACUGAACUUGCUGCAGUCCAUAAUUGGGCUUGUAAUUUGUACUUUAGAGCUUUUUCCAAAUAGAUUGCACACUGUUAUUUCCUGCUAGCCAUCAGCAUGAGCCCUACUGCCUACACCAAUAUUUCAUUUAUUUAUGUGUUUGAAAGCAAUCCAUAUAACAUUUUUUGUUUGCAUUCACUGUUUCUUUUGUGUUGUAUGUCAUGUUUGAAUGUUACAAAACAAUAUUUUGAUUGAAAAGCUUUGUCAGAAGAUAUUUUCAUGUAAAUUAUUUCUUUAUCUUGUAAGCAUCAUCUUGUCUUUUAAUCCUGUACUAUAAAAAGAAAAAAAUACAUUUUUGACAGAGGCUUAAUGUUUU